Chlorella variabilis is the source of this 2772-nucleotide messenger RNA. RefSeq lists its product as hypothetical. Lineage: Eukaryota; Viridiplantae; Chlorophyta; Trebouxiophyceae; Chlorellales; Chlorellaceae. The transcript is spliced from 5 exons. Gene Ontology annotation, biological process: negative regulation of DNA-templated transcription. The record is from RefSeq and is a predicted model, not a curated record. Gene Ontology annotation, molecular function: transcription corepressor activity. The coding region runs from base 1 to 2772 and encodes 923 amino acids.
AUGGGCGCGGCCGCCGCCGUGCCGGCCCACGUGCGGCGUGCCCUGGCCUCUGCUCCAGAGUCCGACCCCCGGAGCGCCGCCGCCAUUGCCCGGCACUGCGAGACGGCCUGCAGCACGCUGCUCUGGGCGGCGACCUGCGCGGGGCAACCUGAGCCCGGGGACGAGUGCAGCGAGGCAGACUGCAUGCGGCUGCUGGCGGCCGCGGGCUGCGCCAUUGACGCGGCUGCCGACGCUGCGGAGAGGGUUCAGAGCAGCUUGGAGCUGCUUCUCUCCGGGGAUCACCCCAGGGAUCCUCCCGAGGACCUGCUCUGUGAGCCCCUUGUUGAGGCCGCAAGCAGCGCCCUGCUGGCGCUCUGCCGGUUCCUCGGCGGCCGGUGGGGCGAGGCAUACCCGCGGGUGCGGCGCGUGGCGGAGCGGCGCACGCUGAGCCAUGGCGUGCUGCUGGGCUGGCUGGGCAGGAUGGCGGCCCUGCAGCACACGGUGCUGCGCCAGCAAGGCGCCGACCGCCUGUCCAAAUCUUUCUUCGACCUGGCAGGCUUCGUGCUGGAGGAGCUGCGCAGCCCGGAGCAGGAGGGUGCUGCCCUGGCGGCCCUUGCCUCGCUGGCGUCCGACUCCUAUCUGGUACUGGCCCCAGGCCUGCAGCCAGACAGCGACGCGCAGUGUGGCAUGCUGUCUGCGGUGACGCACCUGCUCUUCCUGCCGCACCUGCACGGCGAGCUGCGCGGGUUGGAGCGGGAGGGCGGCGGCAGGGUGCUGCGCGCCGCGCUGCGCACGCUGCGCACGCUGACAGACACCCUGCUGGCGGCGCCGCCCCGGCCGCCGCCCGGCCCCGCGCCCCACGCGCCAGCCGGCAGCGGGGGCACACCGGGGGUCGGCGGGGGCCGGCCGCCGGCGGCCGAGGUGCUGCUGCUUAAGACCUGCUACCUGGCAGCCAUGUGCUUUAUCGUCGACACCAGCUCCGGAUGCGGGGAGAUACGGGCGGAGGAUGCCUGCUGGCAGCAGCUGCAGGAUGCGACCUCCCUCCGCCAACUCGCCGACGGGCUGCACUGCCUUCACUACCUCGUCGCCGCGGCAGCCGCCUUCCUGUCGUCCCUCCCUGGCAGCGCCCCAGCCCCGGCUGAUGCGGCCGGCCCAGCGCAAGGCAGCGCUGCCGCAGCCGACGGCGUCGGCAGCCCGCGGGCCGCGGCAGGCGCGGCCGAGGCAGCUGCCGCCUCCCACAGCCCAUCCCUGCGCUCGGCCUCCUGGAGGGAUAGCGCCCGCUUGUUUAUCAUGGCCCUGGCCAACUGGAGCGCUGCCCUCCUGUGCCUGAGCAAGACCGAGAUGGGAGCGCAGCUGCGGGACCCAGGCUGCGCCGCCGCGGCUGCCGCGGCAGCAGAGUCGCUGGUCCGCCUGCUGCCGCCGCUGGCGGCGCUCGAGGCGGCCGGCGGCUGCCAGCGGCUGGCCGGCCAGGAUGGUACCGCCCAGGGCUGGUUUUCCGAUUACGUCCGGCGUGCAACUCGCGUCGUGAUGCCCCGAGCAGUCGUGCUGGCUGCCCACCUGCUGCAAAGCCUGGAAGUCGCGCCGCCGCCGGCCGUGGCGGCGGCGCAGGACGUGGGCAGCGCGCUGCAGGCGGCGCGGCACCUCACCGCUGCCAGCAUCAGCGCUGGCAAGGCGGCGGUGGAGUGGCGGGUGCUGCGCCUGGAUCCGGAGCCAGGCGGCCAGGGGUAUGCAGGGUGCGAUGCCCUGGAGGUGGCAGGGGACCGCAUCCGCAUCGGGCAAGGCGCGAUGCAGGGCUGGCGGGCGGCCGCCGCGGCCUGGGCCCAGCUGCUGGGCUGCGAGGGAUUGGACCCCGCCACCGCCGCCUCCAUCUCCAGGGGCGCGGACUGCGCGGCGCUGUCGUGCCUGGCUGCCAUCCCUUCCUUGGAGGAAGCCCUGCUGUGUGUGGACAACCCGUACCGCCGCUCGGCAGCGCCCUGUGUGCAGCUCCGCGCUCUGACACCGCUGCUGCAGUCCCCUCAGCUGGCUGACCUGCUGCUGUGGGCGGGGGCGAUGCAGCCGCUGCUCAGCGCUGCUCGCCGCUUGCUGGCCGAGGUGCAGGCCAAUGACACCACGCUGCCCACGCUGAGCACCGAGAGCAUCGGAGAGCUGCUCGUGCUGCUCACCCAGCUGCUGCUGUGCCCCUGGGCGGCGGCAGCCAUUGCCACAGAUGCGCAGCUGCUGAGCAUGCUGUCCACGGAAGCCAGAGUACUUGCCGAGGAGGUCUCACUGGAUACGGCCGAUGGGGUGAUUGAACUCUUCGACCAGGUGGCCUCUCUGCUUGAGCAGCUGCCGUAUGCCGUAGGCAACGGCAGCGGCAGCCGGGUGGAGCCGAGCGCAGCGCUGCCAGACACCGAGCUGGACGGCGCUGCUGGGGAGACGCAUAUGGAAGCGUUGCUUGCCCAGGCUGCUGCCAGAUUCGACCGCGCGGUGGCACAACUUGACGGCACGGCUGCCGCAGCAGCUCUGCAGGAGAUGCAGCAGGCGGUGGAUCAGCCGGCCAUGUUGCGGCGGCAGGAGGCGGCUCUGGGCCUGCGGCGGUGCAGCUACCCGGGCUGCGGCAACCUGGCCGGCCCCGCAGAGGCGGCGCUCAAGACACGCCGCUGCAGCGCCUGCCGGGUGGUGCGCUACUGCGGCGAGGCGUGCAGCCACGAGGACUGGCGGCGGCACAAGAAGGGCUGCAAGCUGCUGCGGCCGGUGGGCGCCCCGGCCGUGCCAGCCAAUGCCGCCGACGCAGCGCGAGCGGGCCAGCCUUGA